AUGUUCCUAACACAUUUGUCAAAGGUUCGAGGAACCAAGAUUUUGUCUUUAAAAAUAGAUUACAUGGAUUUCUACCAUGGAUGGAGAUUCUUUGAAAUGUCGAGAGCAAGACUGGUUGGUGCCCUGUGUAAGUUUAUUAGAAAACAACGACAUCUUCAAUUCAUUGAUAUAUCUGGGGCACAGAUAGAUUUUAGAGACGGUGGUCGAGUUUUGAAAGCAUUAGCUGCGUGCCAUGCCAAAAACACACUUCAGACACUACAAAUGAAAGAUUUUUUUGAGUUACGUUACAUGGCACCACAUAAUGAUAGUUUUCUGGCGGCUCUUAGAAAGUUUACCACUCUGAAACAUUUGUAUCUGAACUUUAUUUAUUUGAACCAAACUGUCUUGGAUAUUCUGGGUAAGAAAUUAGGAACUACUUUGGAGAGCUUGCGGCUAGUUAUUGAUUCAUCUGAACCGCAGGGUCGUGUUCUUUCACAUUAUGAUUGGACGAACUUUAGAGAGCGUUCACCGAAUUGUAAAGUCAUUUUUCAUUUUUUGGGAAUGAUGUCACAGAUUGAAUACACGAGCGCCUUAUGUCGCGGUGCACAAGUUGUGGAAGUAGACAUACUAAGCUGGGAAGGAUACCCGAAUGACCUAGAACCCGAUACAGAAAGGAUGUCAGAAGUUGUGAUGCACAUUGCUAAUAAUUUUUACAAAGAUCUUGUUAGAUUUCGGAUAUCGAUAGACCACACCUCCGAGGAUCCUCUUGAUAAUUCUCUCAUCUACCUUCUACAGAAAUGUACUAAACUGAGAGAAUUUACCAUAAAUGCUGCCAUGACCUUAGCCACAGUUGAUACCAUUUGUAAAUUAGCAGCACAGAGAAUGCCUAAAAUUUUAGAUCAUCUAGAAUUACGGGUCCGAGGAUUGUCACCAGAAAAUACAUCACAACUGGCACUUAUCACGCAGGCGUACAUGAACCAGAUAAACACACGGCAGCUGGAACUUCGUUCAGAUUAAAAUUGAUAAGAUGAUUCGAAACGCAGGGUUCUCAAAUAUGCAUGGAUUCUUGAUAUUGCCCCAAUGUUAGAAACUUA
Patella vulgata (common limpet) is the source of this 1073-nucleotide messenger RNA. RefSeq lists its product as uncharacterized. The transcript is spliced from 3 exons. NCBI's taxonomy places the organism in Eukaryota, Metazoa, Mollusca, Gastropoda, Patellidae. The coding region runs from base 1 to 996 and encodes 331 amino acids. The record is from RefSeq and is a predicted model, not a curated record.